Messenger RNA from Phalaenopsis equestris, 2131 nucleotides. Its product is annotated as serine/threonine-protein kinase rio2. The record is from RefSeq and is a predicted model, not a curated record. The transcript has 15 exons. Gene Ontology annotation, cellular component: preribosome, small subunit precursor; cytosol; nucleus. Gene Ontology annotation, biological process: maturation of SSU-rRNA; protein phosphorylation. The coding region runs from base 482 to 2002 and encodes 506 amino acids. Gene Ontology annotation, molecular function: ATP binding; protein serine/threonine kinase activity. NCBI's taxonomy places the organism in Eukaryota, Viridiplantae, Streptophyta, Magnoliopsida, Asparagales, Orchidaceae.
UCUACGCCAAACCCUCGCAAGUCCUCCCGCCUCCGCCUCCGCCUCGCUGCCUCCCCACCCUGUGUUUCGUCCAACGCGAUACAAACCUAAAAGACGGGAUCGCGGCUUACAGUGACCCGAAGACCCGAAGCUCCCAUUCUUCUCCUCCUUCCGCUCCUCUCCUAAAUCCAAAACCAUCGAGGAAGGUUAAAUCCUGUUAAAUCCUGCUCUAAUUCCGUUACCAGACACGACUUAAUUCCAGGAUUUAAGGAAAAACAGAGGAAAAACGGGAUUUAAGAACCUGCAGGAUUUGGGAUUUUUAGAUUAAUUCCUGCUACCAAACAGAUCCAAGAUAUUGCUCAAAUUCUGCCACCUCCAUCCUCUUCUUCCAGUUAAUUGUCCAGGCCUUGGCCAGCCAUUCAUCCCGGGCAACCACCAUCGCCAUAGACACUCGCCGCUUCUUUUCAUCGGUUCUACCACGCUUUAUCCUUCUUAGGUCACAAUGAAGCUUGACGUGGAUGCUUUGAGAUAUCUCUCUAAAGAAGAUUUUAGAGUUUUAACCGCAGUCGAGAUGGGGAUGAGAAAUCAUGAAAUUGUUCCAGCAGAGCUUGUCGAGCGGAUCGCUCGCCUCAAGCAUGGGGGAACCUACAAGGUGUUGAGGAAUCUCUUAAAGCACAAGCUUCUACAUCAUGACUCCUCCAAAUAUGAUGGGUAUCGGCUGACUUACCUUGGAUAUGACUUCCUUGCAAUCAAGGUUCUUGUCAACCGUGGCGUAUUUUCUUCAGUUGGAAGGCAAAUUGGUGUUGGCAAGGAGUCCGAUAUAUUUGAGGUCGCCACUGAAGAUGGAACUAUUCUGGCUAUGAAGCUGCAUAGGUUGGGGAGGAUUUCUUUCAGGGCUGUGAAAUCUAAGCGUGACUAUUUGCAGCACAGAAGGAGCUAUAACUGGCUAUACUUGUCAAGGCUUGCUGCUCUCAAAGAAUUCGCCUUCAUGAAGGCUUUGGGAGAGCAUGGGUUUCCAGUUCCUCAAGCUGUGGACUGCAAUCGGCAUUGUGUUGUCAUGUCUCUUGUCCAAGGUUACCCACUAGUGCAAGUGAAGCAGCUGCAGAAUCCGGACGAGGUUUUUGAGACAAUUAUUGGUUUGAUUGUUCGUUUGGCAGAGCACGGGCUUAUUCAUUGUGAUUUCAAUGAAUUUAAUAUCAUGAUUGAUGAUGAAGGGAAGGUCACCAUGAUUGAUUUCCCUCAGAUGGUAUCGGUUUCCCAUCGCAAUGCACAAAUGUACUUUGACCGGGAUGCUGACUGCAUUUUCAAGUUUUUCAAUAAAAGGUUUCAACUCUCAUUUCAUGAUAAUAAAGAUGGUUGUGAUGAUUCGGGUUCUGAUGAUGGGGAGGAUGGUAGGCUAUCAUUUUGGUCCAUAGAGAAGUCUGCAGGUUUCUUGGAUAAGGAACUCGCAGCCAGUGGGUUCACAAGAAAGGAUCAAGAUGAAAUGGAGAAGUUUAUUGAAGGAGGAGGUGAUGAGGGUGAGACAGUGAGCUCUGAUGAUGAAGAUUGUGCCUAUGAAAACCAGCUGGGGAAUGAUGGCGCUGAUGCUGUUAUUAGUACCUUACCCUGCUUGAAUCUGGUAGAGAAGAAUAUGCAUCAGGAGGUCUCAUUAAAUCAUAAAAAAGUGGAUAAUACAGAUGAGCAUCCUCAUACGUCAGUUACCGAAGACCUUAAAAUUGCAGAAAUUGUUAAUGGUGUUGAUCUCUGUGCUAAUUUGAGAGAUAAUGAAAAUGACAUAGUGGAUGGUUCUGCUCUCAUUAAAAAUGGGACUUUGAGGGAAGAGGAGAUUGAUGGAUCUGAUGAUUCCGAAGAUAGUGCUCCUGCACUUAUAAAGGGUUUAAACCGGCAAAGGCGACGGGCUGUGGCGGCUGCUCGGGGUGGUCGGAAAGCUGUAAUUUCAAGGAAUUCUUACAAAGACAAGGGUGGCAGCAAGUCAUCCCACAACUCUAAACUUCAAAGGCAGGCCUGCAAAUUAUAUAGCUAAUUUAACGCCCUUUUUAUACUUUUAUUUUAUGUUUUUGUCCCUCAGGAGUUUUCAUAUAUAAACACAUAGAAAUUGUGUACUGUUCAUAUUAAUUUUCGAUUAAAUUUACUAAUGUAUUGUAAAUUUUAA